AUGAUCGAAACGAUUGAAACCGGAAAUUGUAGUGAAGCAAAGCAGUUUUUGAUACCCUACUACGAAGUCAGAGAUGAACUCUUUGUCGCGGAUGGAGUAAUCAUGCGAAUGGACCGUAUUGUAUCACCGAGCCAGCAAAAAAUGGCAGAGUUACCAGACCGACCAUGGGAUGUGGUAGAAGCUGAUUUUUGUGAGAUAUGCACUGGUACUUAUCGACCAAAAUUCACGGUUUCCAGAAGUGGAUAUGGUAACAUCUACAUCCACAAUACCAGUGACAAAGAAAUUGAAGAAGAUUUUUUCUACCCAUGGAAUACCUCGAAUACUACAAACUGUUAACGGUCCACCAUUCAAUGGUGAACAAUUCCAAGCCUUCGCUGAAGAAAUGGGAUUUCACCACAAGCGAGUAACACCAAUACAUCUGAAGGCGCAGGGCCAAGUGGAAAAUUUCAAUAAGCGGAUCAACAAAACAACAAAGAUUGCCUGUGAAGAAGGAAUCGAUAUCAAGAGUGCAAUAUAUGAUAUGUUACAAGCAUACAGACAGACACCCCAUCCGGCAACAAAGUCAAAGCCGUACGCGGUUUUGAUGCACCGUCAAGUUCGAGCACGAUUGGAACAUUUUCCCACCGAAGUUCACAUCACCCAAGAUGAG
Paramuricea clavata is the source of this 649-nucleotide messenger RNA. Lineage: Eukaryota; Metazoa; Cnidaria; Anthozoa; Malacalcyonacea; Plexauridae. The record is from the annotation of a GenBank genome assembly.